GCAGCAGUCAACUGUUUCUGACCUCAACAUGUUACAAAGAAACCAUAUUUUGGGAAUGCAUUAAAAUAUUAAAAAGAACCACUGGACAUUUUUUAUGCAUCAAACACAUAAUUGACCAAUUUGAUGUCAUGCUGUGUUUGAUGAAAAUUCUCACCCAUUUAUUUUUCUGGACACUUAAUUGAUGCAUACAUGUUAAAUGCUGAGUUUUUCCAUUAGUGUAUUCUGAAGCUACGAUUGAUGCAAGUAGAGGUGCAACACCAUAAUAAGAUCAUAGAUCAAAUUUAUUCUUUAUUAUUUAAAAAGAACAAAGCUAAAAUGUUUAGUUUUGUGCAUUAACAUUGUUUGUUUAUUGUACUACCAGAUUCUGUCAGCUGUCACUGUUUGAAUUUUUCGCCGAUUUGAUUGGGGUUUGUAGGCAAGCAGUUUCUUAAAUGUAUUGGCAGACAGCAUGCCCUGUUUAAUAUAUACUCCCAGAUAUUUAACAAAUUGCAGUUGUGUGAUUUGACAAAGUGGACACCUGCAGUUGCAUAAUGUUUUUUUCAUAAUCAGUUACAUUACAGUAACUUGCUCAAGCCAUAUUUAUCAUAUUCAAUUCUGCCCUCUGUAAUAUUAUUAUUAUUUUAGCUAUUACAAUAAUCUUGAUGUUACUUCUAUUCAGCAAACGAAUGGUCUUGUGCCACCAUGAUCAUGCCAACAGUCUACGGCAGCAUCUGUCUCCUGGGUGUGAUUGGGAACGGGCUUGUCCUCUACACAGUGGCCCGGAAGACCACGCUACACUGCAAGCACACUGCCGCCGACAUCUUCAUGUUCAGUCUGUCUCUGGUGGACCUGCUGUUCCUGCUGGGCAUGCCCUUCCUCAUCCACCAGUUGGUGGGCAAUGGGGCAUGGCACUUUGGGGAGACCAUGUGCAGAAUUAUUGCAGGCGUCGACGCCUCCAGCCAGUUCACAAGCACCUACAUCAUGACUGCCAUGACUCUGGACCGUUACCUGGCCACAGUCUACCCGCUUCGCUCCUCCUACUUCCGCACACCCUCUGUGGCCUUGGCCGUGGUGGCUGGAGUGUGGUUCCUCUCCCUCCUCACCAUCACCCCAGUCUGGCUCUACACCCGCCUGAUGCCCCUCCCUGACGGCCAGGCGCGGUGCGGCAUGGUGCUGCCCAAUCCAAGCCAAGAUAUCUACUGGUACACCCUCUACCAGUUCUUCCUUGCGUUCGCCAUCCCCUUGGUGGUAAUCUGUGUGGUCUACAUCAGGAUCUUACGCUACAUGUUGGCCGCCGUUGCCCCCCUCCAGCACAGCAAUCUGGAGGGCCGCACUAAGAAGGUGACCCGCAUGGCUAUCGCUAUCUGCACAACGUUCUUCAUCUGCUGGGCCCCCUUUUACUUCCUCCAGCUGGUUAACCUGGGGGUGACCAGCACCCCUUUUGAGAUGGCCUACAUGGUGGCCAUCGGGCUCAGCUACUCCAACAGCUGCAUCACCCCCUUCAUCUACAUCCUACUGAGCAAGACCUUCAAGAGGAAGAUCGGAGUGGCGUUCAAUCCUUCCAAGAGGAAGGUGCCUUCCACUCAGCUCAUUCCUGCAGAGGACGGCAGACCCAUGAUGGCUCUUUCCCAAUCCUCGGCUCGCCACGCUGAUCUAUAAACGCAGAUAACGGCAGCGAUGUUCUGCUCUAAAUUGACUUACAAUAGACUUGAAACACAGGUCCGUUACUGAAUUGUCAGACUUCAAAGCAAAGCAGCUUCAAAGAAAUUGUGCAUGUUAAACAAAAAAAGCCUUGCUGUGUAACUCCACAUAACAAAGACACGAUUGGCUUUGAAGAUAUCAAGGUUAAAACCUUGAAGGGUAUGUGUGAUCUCAUGCAUAUAUAUUCACCUUUUGUAAUUGAAUUUAAAUUGUAGUUUAAUAAAAACUGCAGUUAUUCCACAAAUGAGGAUAGCUGAAUAACCCACGAGCCUCCGAAGGGGCAGACUAGGUUAAUGCUAUCCUCAUUUGUUUAAUAACCACAGCACUCUAUGUACGUUCAUGGUGUAUCCUAGUAUCUUUGGGACCAUGACUAUGAAGAAGUUACGGUGUGCUCUGGUAAUGUGUCCUGAAUUUCCACCUACCUGAUCAGACCUCUCUUGUAAAACAUAUCUUAAUCUCAUUGGUUAAAAUGAAUAUAUUUACACCUUGGAGGAUUUGACAAGUAUGCAGUUACUGGUUAUAGAAACCUACAGAAAUAUUGAUCAAUUUCUGCAGACAAUGCUGAUAACUAUAAAUCUACCAUGGUACAUCAGAUGAUUCUGCCUUUUGAUCCAUCUGAGAAAAUAAUAUGUUGGAUACAUGUUAAUAUAGUUAUGUUUUAGUUAAGCGUAUUAAAUGGAAGAAUAAUUAAUAUGCAGCUUCUAAUAAUUUGUUUAAGCAUAAAAUAGAAAAACAUUUUGGCCUGCUUCUGCAAUGUAUGUGUAAGUUUGAUUUUUAUUUUAGCCCAAAGAAAGAGUAAUUGCAUAUAAGAGCGAUAUAAACACACUAAAUAUAUAUCAUACUAUCUUAUACACAGCAUGGGGCAUGUGCAGUACUGUUUAUGUGUUCUGUGAGAUUUGUGUGAAUGGAACGGCCUUGCUACAGCAAAACAGAAAUAAACACGAUGGUUAAAGCAAAGCACAUCCAAGCGUAUUCGCCUCAUGUUACUCUGCGGGCUCCCUGCCGUGCACCAAAUAAGAGCUGCUGAAAGAGAACGCAAUUAAGAGAAAAUGUGUUUUCAUCUUAUAGGCCAUGGAUAUUCAUGAGGCAUGACACACAAUCAAAUUAUUGAAGCCGUUGCCAAACACUUCAACCUCAACCAUUUUAAUUCAUAGGUCAUCUUAAUCAGCCUGACAAAGGCUGUCUGUAGCUAACAAGACAAUAUAAUUAGUUUUUGUUUUUGUUUAGGUUAUUUGGAUUGAGCACUAGAGCUCGGCAUAAAUAACCAGUUUCUUUAUUUUCGUAUGCUUAAGACAGAUGGGGUGUGUGGCAGAGGGGUUUGGUUAGCUUUCAACUAGACCUUGUUUUGAUAGGAGUGAAAGCUUGUUAGCAUUUAUAAAAACACUGUAGGGUAGUAAUUAAUAAUAAGAAACCUGGUUAUAAAAUGAGAUGAAAGGUACAAUAAGAAAUUUCACUUGGUAAAUGUACAACCACCUGGUGUGCAGAAUCAUACAUUCAGGGGAGAGCGGUUCAUGUCCUGGCUGUGCCAAGUCUUUGCUUGGGAUUUCACCAGGAGCAUUGCAUCGACUCUUACGCUCCCUCAAGUUAGGAAGGGAAAAUCGUCUGGGAAUAGUCCCCUACCAGCCAGGCACCCGAUGAGCAGAAACUUGCAGGGCCUAGUAGCUUGCCGACACCCGCAGUGGAGCACCUAGGGGUAGAGGCGAGGCAAUUGGCAUGACCACUGACUUUCAAUCCUCCUGAGCUGUUGUAGGGGUUUGCUGCGUUGAGGGAACAUAACUUGGUAGGAGAAUUUGAAGACAAUUGGCCACACUAAAUUCAAUUGUGCUAUUCUAUGAACAUGAAAAUGUAUUUCUAAUUUCUCAUACCAUGGAGUCCUGGGAUAAGCAUACUUCCCUGUGCCUUCUCAAGUGCAAAAUGUCUUUUCAGCAGGCAGGUGACUGGAUCAGUUUUUUGCCUUGUUUCUUAAAUAAUGCUCUGUUGAAGUGCUGAUAACAGUCCAUUUUAAAUGCACUGUAUUUGCUUGCGGAAGUAUAGUAUAUUGAAAUCAUGUUAUUGAACAGUAGCAUUGAAUAGUAAUUGAAACACUUUAAUUGAUAUAUAAUAUGUGUGUUUUAGAUAGAGAGCACAACCCCUUCUGAAACAUCCUUUAAAUAUCAAUGUGGAAUUAAGGACCUGUAGCAGCAGUUCAUUUGUAUUGACAGUAAUUCUUCUUCAGCAUUAUAAAUCAUUAAAGACAUAAUAACUCCACUCUUGGAAUACUGAGCACCCUUUAAAAAUAAUAUAUUUGAUCAAAUGAUAUUUCCUUAGUGACAGACUGACACAUGUCAUGAAAAUGUAAUUUUGAAUAAGUUUAUUAUUUCAUGGUGCUUAGGCUUCACUGACUUGUGUUUAAAUUAAUUUUCAAGUGUUUUAAUUGUUUUAAAGCAUGUGUGAAUCUAUCUGUCACCAGCUGAAACUUUUGAGCUAUUAAAUGUAGAGUACUGGUAGACAGGGUUGUCUCGGUCCUGUUUUACAUUCAUUCUUAAAUACUGCAUCAUCAUUCUACCAAUACUGACAAAUGUUUUGACUAGUGUCUCUUGAUUGAGAUAAGAAAUGCAAUAUAUUUAUGGUAAUGUGAUUUUCCUGUGACUCUGGGCAGACAAAGGGUGGGCUAGUUUUGCCUUUUAGUGUGAGUGAAAAUUCUAUUUAUUAAAUUUGUACACAAAACCUGGCCUGAAGUUGAAAAAUGUUAAAUUAAUUAUGAAUAGAAGGAAGUGUUAGCUACUGAGGUAAUAAUGCCUCCCUCCUGAGGAGAAUAAUCAAAGACAACAUAAACUGUUUUAGAUAUACAGCCAAGUGUUCUCUGGUGUGUGUGUGUUUUAAACAAGAACCUGUACUUAAAUACCUGAUUACCAUCAAUAAAUAGGCAAGCAACUAAGCACCUUCCGUUUGAGAUUUGUGACCUUUCUUAUCAUUGUGAUACACAUAUUUUUAGAUUACACUGGAUUCUGCUGGUAAUGUCUAAAACAUCACCCACACUUUCUCUGCUUUUGAUAUUUUGAAAAGCAACUGAUAUUUUGCAGCAUUCAUUGAUCCUUCUACAAUACAAAGGUCACCAGUGCCAUCCAUCACACAACCUCAACUAUUUUUAACACUGGGCAUGAUGAAGUUUUGAUUAACUCUCCCUCCAAACAUAUUGUUGCUUUCUUGGUGAAAAAAGUUAUAUUUUGGAUUCGUCUGAUCACUUUAUAUUUUUCAAUUUUCUAAUAAAAUCAGUUUUGAAAUACUGUACAUAUUUUCAAUUUUCCAUCUACUGUACUUAAUAUUUUUGUGUAAAGAAAUUCAUUGUAACUCCAUAACAUGGCCGAAUAUGUUGUUACACUGUGUAAUGUUGUGUAUAUAUAGUAUAUUGUAGUUUAAUGUUUGAAAAACACUAAGUUGCC
Messenger RNA from Acipenser ruthenus (sterlet), 5102 nucleotides. RefSeq names its product melanin-concentrating hormone receptor 1-like. The transcript has a single exon. Gene Ontology annotation, molecular function: melanin-concentrating hormone receptor activity; neuropeptide binding. Gene Ontology annotation, biological process: neuropeptide signaling pathway. Lineage: Eukaryota; Metazoa; Chordata; Actinopteri; Acipenseriformes; Acipenseridae. The record is from RefSeq and is a predicted model, not a curated record. Gene Ontology annotation, cellular component: neuron projection; membrane. Bases 682 to 1638 code for a protein of 318 amino acids.